AUGUCGUCGCCCAUCUCUAUCCCUCGCUCUUCAGCCUCUUCAUCCUCUUCAGGAUCCGAGUCGGGGUCUUACACAACAUCCUCACCCGCGUCGUCAUAUAUUUCCUCUUCCCCAUCAAAGGGAUUGUAUGUGCCAGUGCAUAAGCGCUCGCCGUCACCAGGGUCUCCAACUUCCACAUUAGGUUCGUCAAUUCCCCCACUUGCACAGGCGCUCAACGGCUUACAUUAUCUUACCCCUACAGCCCCAUUGCCUGCUACAACCACCCCUCACCCACGCGUCUACUCUCUCCAGUUCCUCCUGUCACUUCGACCAAACGCUGAGGACGGGAUGAAGGAGAAGAUCCGCGCCGGACCCGCCCCCGAGCUCCUCAUGAACAGGCGCAUGAGAAAGAACCUCGAGUUUGCGGAGCACCAGCAUCGCCGUGUAUCACCCACCCGUUCCCCUGCUCCAGCUCCAGCUCCAGCUGCUGCUGCUCCCACACCAACACCCACCCUACCACCCGCGCAGAGGAUGCCCCACUCGCCCCGCCUCGCACCCCGAAGAAACAGGUUCGGCCCUCGGGCAUCUGAGCGCCGCAAGCAGGUCCUCCAGUCAAGUUUGGACAGCUGGAGACACGACACGGCAUUGCACCUCCCCGCGACCCCGCGUCUCGUCCUAUAG
Messenger RNA from Psilocybe cubensis, 660 nucleotides. RefSeq lists its product as uncharacterized. The record is from RefSeq and is a predicted model, not a curated record. Bases 1 to 660 code for a protein of 219 amino acids. The transcript has a single exon. Lineage: Eukaryota; Fungi; Basidiomycota; Agaricomycetes; Agaricales; Agrocybaceae.